Molecule: messenger RNA, 2842 nt
Organism: Delphinapterus leucas (beluga whale)
Lineage: Eukaryota; Metazoa; Chordata; Mammalia; Artiodactyla; Monodontidae
Gene: LRFN4
Product: leucine rich repeat and fibronectin type III domain containing 4
Biological process (GO): regulation of presynapse assembly; regulation of postsynaptic density assembly; synaptic membrane adhesion
Cellular component (GO): postsynaptic density membrane; glutamatergic synapse; cell surface
Molecular function (GO): protein binding
Source: RefSeq, a predicted model, not a curated record
GCCGCCGCCGCCGCCGCGCCGUGGAAAAGGUGCCGGGAACCGAGUGAGCCGGGGCCGCGGGCCCGAGCGCCAUGGGCCGGAAGGCGUGCGGAGGGCGGCUGGUCAGCCCCGGGCCUCACCCCCGCGGGAGAGCCGCCUGGAGUCGGCAGGGGCCGGCCGGGCCCACGGGGAGGCCGGCCCGCGCCCCCUGAGCUGCGGACACCAGGUGAGGGGGCUGCGGGGGACAGACUAGGGGUUGGCCAGGGAGGGACAAGGGGCCACGGGAGGGGUUGGGGAGGGGUUGGGGAGGGGCACCUUAGCAGGCGGGGGAGGGGAUGGCGCCGAAGGGAUGCCGGAGAUUCCAGGGGACACCGGGGAAAGGAAGUUCCGGGACCCUCCCUGCUCUCAUGGCCACCUCCGCUUCCUGCCUCAAGCCUCACCUUGUACCCAGAGCCCGGACUCCCCCUAACUGCUUGGGGAAUGUGACCUUUACUCUGGGGGCCCUGGCCCUGCAGGCUCCAGCCCUCUCUCAGCCUUGGGGGACCCCUUGGGCCUCUGACCCUGACCCCACCGCCAGGCCAGGCUCUCGAAGCUGGCCCCUGAGACUGGGUCUUGGGGCAAGUGGGCACCUGUGCCAGACCCACCUGUGCCUGGGCUGUGACCCUUCCCUACAGGGCGCUCACCAUGGCCCCGCCGCUCCUGCUGCUGCUGCUGGCCAGUGGAGCGGCCGCCUGCCCACUGCCCUGCGUCUGCCAGAACCUGUCUGAGUCGCUCAGCACCCUCUGUGCCCACCGAGGCCUGCUGUUCGUGCCACCCAACGUGGACCGGCGCACAGUGGAGCUGCGGCUGGCUGACAACUUCAUCCAGGCCUUAGGGCCGCCAGACUUCCGCAACAUGACGGGGCUGGUGGACCUGACGCUGUCCCGCAACGCCAUCACCCGCAUCGGGGCCCGCGCCUUCGGGGACCUGGAGAGCCUGCGCUCCCUGCACCUGGAUGGCAACAGGCUGGUGGAGCUGGGCACUGGCAGCCUGCGGGGCCCCGUCAACCUGCAGCACCUCAUUCUCAGCGGCAACCAGCUGGGCCGCAUUGCGCCGGGGGCCUUCGACGACUUCCUGGACAGCUUGGAGGACCUGGACCUGUCCUACAACAACCUGCGGCAGGUGCCCUGGGCCGGCAUCGGCGCCAUGCCUGCCCUGCACACCCUCAACCUGGACCACAACCUCAUUGACGCAUUGCCCCCGGGCGCCUUUGCCCAACUCGGCCAGCUCUCCCGCCUCGACCUCACCUCCAACCGCUUGGCCACGCUGGCGCCCGACCCGCUCUUCUCCCGGGGGCGCAACGCCGAGGCCUCGCCUGCCCCGCUGGUGCUGAGCUUCAGUGGGAACCCCCUGCACUGCAACUGCGAACUGCUGUGGCUGCGGCGGCUCGCCCGGCCGGACGACCUGGAGACCUGCGCCUCCCCGCCCAGCCUGGCCGGUCGCUACUUCUGGGCGGUGCCUGAGGGCGAGUUCUCCUGUGAGCCGCCCCUCAUUGCCCGCCACACGCAGCGCCUCUGGGUGCUGGAGGGCCAGCGGGCCACACUGCGGUGCCGGGCCCUCGGCGACCCUGCGCCCACCAUGCACUGGGUCGGCCCUGACGACCGGCUGGUCGGCAACUCCUCCCGAGCCCGGGCUUUUCCCAACGGGACCCUGGAGAUUGGGGUGACGGGUUCCGCGGACGCGGGGGGCUACACCUGCAUUGCCACCAACCCUGCUGGCGAGGCCACAGCGCGGGUAGAACUACGAGUGCUGGCCUUACCCCACGGAGGGAACGGCAGUACCGAGGGGGCCCGCCCGGGGCCCUCGGACAUCGCCGCCUCAGCCCGCACUGCUGCCGAGGGCGAGGGGACGCUGGAGUCUGAGCCAGCCGUGCAGGUGACGGAGGUGACCGCCACCUCGGGGCUAGUGAGCUGGGGGCCAGGGCGGCCGGCGGACCCCGUGUGGAUGUUCCAAAUCCAAUACAACAGCAGCGAGGACGACACCCUCGUGUACCGGAUCGUCCCAGCCUCCAGCCACCACUUCCUGCUGAAACACCUGGUCCCGGGUGCCGACUAUGACCUCUGUCUGCUGGCCCUGUCACCCGCCGCUGGGCCUUCCGACCUCACAGCCACUAGGCUGCUGGGCUGUGCCCACUUUUCCACGCUGCCAGCCAUGCCCCUGUGCCACGCCCUGCAGGCCCACGUGCUGGGCGGGACCCUGACUGUGGCUGUCGGGGGGGUGCUGGUGGCUGCCUUACUGGUCUUCACUGUGGCCUUGCUGGUUCGGGGCCGGGGGGCCGGGAAUGGCCGCCUCCCCCUCAAGCUCAGCCACGUCCAAUCCCAGACCAACGGGGGCCCCAGCCCCACACCCAAGACGCACCCACCACGGAGCCCCCCGCCUCGCCCCCAGCGCAGCUGCUCCCUGGACCUGGGAGACACGGGCGGGUGCUACGGGUACGCCAGGCGCCUCGGAGGAGCCUGGGCCCGACGGAGCCACUCUGUGCAUGGGGGGCUGCUCGGGGCCGGGUGCCGGGGCAUGGGGGGCAGCGCCGAGCGGCUGGAAGAGAGUGUGGUGUGAUGGCAAGGGAGCCAGCCCGGGGUGGGCGGCAGAGGGUGUGGGGUGGGCAGCCUCAUGGCCCAGUGGGUCAUUGCUGCCUGGGAGUCCCUCCUGGUUUUACCCUGGGUCCCUUGGGAAGGACAGGGGGCGCUCUCCCUGGUUCUGGCCUCCAGUUGGGCAAAAUGGGACAGGUCCCUGUGACAGGUGCUCACGGCCUCCGAGGCGGGGGCUACAGCCACCAAGUGCAAGUCUUGUUUUUCUUUAUAAUAAAAUUACUGGGGUCACCUCA